Molecule: messenger RNA, 1377 nt
Organism: Geodia barretti
Lineage: Eukaryota; Metazoa; Porifera; Demospongiae; Tetractinellida; Geodiidae
Source: the annotation of a GenBank genome assembly
GUGACGCAACUACGCAACAUACCUAGCGUGGAGCGAGUAGUAGCUUCCGACUUGUUGAGCAAGGAGAUAAGGACCUACAGCAGGGAAUGGAUUGUCUCCGUAGUCCGCCAGCAACUGGCCAGUGCCCGCGCGGAAGUCAUGAACGGUUCGGCAGCCCCUACUAUUGACCAGGUAGCUUCGGCGACGCGAGAUGCCCUGGAAUCCAUGAACCGGCCGGCCCCUCAACCCGUCAUCAACGCUACUGGUGUCGUCAUUCACACAAAUCUGGGGCGGGCCCCCCUGAGUCGUGCCGCUUCCGAGGCAGCAAUUCUGGCCGCGCAGGGAUAUUCGAACCUCGAAUUUGACCUUGGAAGCGGCCGGCGGGGUUCCCGACAGGCCCACCUUCAAAACAUUCUCCAGGAAUUGACGGGCGCUGAAGCUGCAUUGGUGGUCAACAACAACGCCUCUGCGGUGCUUCUUGGUUUGUCGGCUUUGGCGGCUGGGAAGGAAGUCAUAGUCUCCCGGGGUGAAGCGGUUGAAAUAGGCGGCGGGUUCAGGGUGCCUGACGUGCUCAGUCAAAGCGGGGCCAUACUGGUUGACGUGGGAACCACAAACCGUACCUACGCCAGAGACUACGAGGACGCAAUUACCCAGAAUACUGGAGCAUUCUUGAAGGCUCACGCCAGCAAUUUUCGCGUGGAAGGUUUCACGGCAGCAGUCGAACCUGGAGAGCUUGUUGAAUUGGGCGCCCGAAAAGAUGUUCCGGUCUUGCACGAUGUGGGCAGUGGUUCCCUUCUCCUAACCGAGAAUUACGGGUUGGCCCACGAACCCACUCCCCAGGAGAGUGUAGCGGCAGGCGUUGGCCUUACAUUCUUUUCCGGGGACAAACUGCUUGGGGGGCCCCAGGCGGGGAUUGUAGUCGGAACGAGGGAUCUGGUAAACCGAUUGGAGCGUCACCCAUUGGCCAGGGCUUUUCGCAUCGACAAAAUGAGCCUUGCUUCCCUUAUCGCCACUCUGGUGCAUUAUCUGCGUGGAGAAGCUGAACGGGAGAUCCCAAUAUGGCGAAUGAUUUCCACCCCGGUGCAGCUUCUGGAAGAACGUGCCAUAUCAUGGCAGAAGGCCGUCCAGGAAAUUCCUGGCGUUCAUGCCAGGGUUGACGACAGCCGCUCCGCCAUCGGGGGAGGCAGCUUGCCCGGUGAGACUCUGCCUACGAGAGUGCUUUCUCUUGAUUGCAGCACGGUGGCAGGUGGCGCACAGCAAGUAAUGGAACGUUUGCGGAAAGCUGACCCUCCGGUGAUCGCGCGUAUCGAGGACGACCGGGUGCUGCUUGAUCCGCGAACGGUGUCGACCAGAUCCGAUGAAGAGCUAUUGCAGGCUUUGACCAAUUCAUUCAAGUAG